This is a messenger RNA of Phaeodactylum tricornutum CCAP 1055/1, 528 nucleotides long. RefSeq lists its product with no specific name. The record is from RefSeq and is a predicted model, not a curated record. Bases 1 to 528 code for a protein of 175 amino acids. NCBI's taxonomy places the organism in Eukaryota, Bacillariophyta, Bacillariophyceae, Surirellales, Neidiaceae. The transcript has a single exon.
AUGGUCUUUUUGGAACAGGUGAUUGAUAUGUGCUGUGCCAACUAUGCUGGCGAAAAGACUGAUCAGGACAAGAACGACGUCAACGAGACUAGCCAGAGUUCGGAGACGCAGCCCAAACAACUGAAAUACAGCAACAAAGACAUCAAAUUCGAUGGCAUCAAGUAUGCCAAGCUCCUCCCGACUAUCAGGGUAGCUGUGAAAGAUCUUGGCUUUACUGAGGAUAGCUGGAACAAUGGCGACUGGCCCGCGUGCGAGAAUAAGUGGUUCGAGGAUUUGACGCAGGAAGAGCGACGAGCGGCGGAAACUCUCGGAUGGACAAAGGAGGCAUGGGACAGUCAAUUCAAGCAGCAUGAUUGGCGAGAGCUUCCGGAGAAUAUAAGACGAGCUGCCGUUGCUGCUGGAUAUACGGAAGAAAAAUGGAAGCAUAAUGAACGGCCGAAAAACUUGGACAAGUCGUGGAAUGAACUCGAGGAAGAGGAUAAGCAACAUAUGAAUGUUCUUGGAUACACCAGGUGGGAUUGGGACUGA